AUGCGGAGAUCAUAAUUAAGUCAAGACAACCCAUCGGGAUACGAAAAUUCUGGCAGAGAAGAAUCCCAGCCUGAACCUCUCAAUUCACAAUAGCUUCUUGAUUAGAUCGAUUAAAGUAGUGGCACCCGAUUAAUAUCCAGACCUAAUUUGCUGUUUGACUACAUUUCGAGACCUAAUCAGAAUUCCAACAAUUCUAAUUCUAAUUAGUUGUAGGAGAGGGAUGGUGUCUCGUAGCCUAGACGAAUCUCUGAAAUAAGAACAAUGAUAGAUCAAUUAAGGGGUAUCUCUAUUCCAGUUCUAGGGAGUUAGGCUAGAUUGUAAUCUGAAUUAAGUUAAAAUAUCAACUUGAAUCCUGAGAGGAAUCAAUUGAGCAAUAGCGAACCCCUGUCAAUUAGACAAAGCCAACUAAGAAGUUAAAUUCCAGGCAAUAGCCAAAAUGUUGACCAAUCUUCGCCUAACUUAACUAGUUUCUAGAAUCUAUAAAGAAUUGACGGCUCACCAAAUACACCUCCUCUCAGGAUUCCUCGGAGAUUUGAGUUUUCAAGCUAUGAUGCUAUUUUCAGUCAUCAUGAAAGAAAUCUCCAAAGAACUUCUGAUUAAAUAAUAACAACGGAUUCAAUACCCUCAGAUUCUCAAUUAUAUAGAUCUCAACUAUUGGAGCCAUUUGAUUAAUAAAUAGCUAACUUAGUUGCUGAAAAUCACUAAAAUAUGUUUAGAAGUCAUCUCUCCUCAAGAGCGAGAAGUUAAAAUGCAAUAUCUGGUGUCUCUGAUAGUGAUUAAUAGAGUAGACCACCUUUGAGAAUACGAGCUGAAGAGUUUCUAAACAUUGAUCCUCCAGUUAAUAGCGUUGUCCCUGCUCCUUAAUUUCAGCUUCAGCCAUAAAGAUUUCUAGACUUGAAUUAGUUCAGUGAAAGUGAUAGUGACGAUAUUAGCUCUGAGUCUUCAGAACAAACAGUGAUAAGAAACAAUCCUAAUUUUCCUAGAGAUCAAUAUGAAGAUAGUAUGUUGUAAGAUAGAGGUUCUCAGAGUUAAAGAAGCAAUAACAAUUAGAAUAACUAGAGUAACCGAAUCUUAAGUAGCGAUUCUGAUGAAGAACCUCUGAUUAGUAGACCAAUUUCAAGACUAUAGUUAAGAAGGAGAAGAGAUGUUUCUUAAAGUCACAAUAGCGGAAGCAGUAGAAUAAGAUCACCAAGAUCGCUAUCAAAUUUAAGAAGACAGCAUGCAAUUUCAAAUAUCCAUAAUUUACCUAGCGCCAGAGCUUAGCUUCUCAGAUAAAUCCCCCAAAGACCGUAGACAUUACUCUCACGAGGUUUAAGACGUACAGCCUCUAGAGCAAAUCUGCAUUCAAACAUCGCUUUAGGCAUUGACAGAUUAAGAAGAAGAAGAGCUGUUAGAUAUAGGAAUUUCAAUGAUUUCUGGUUGAAUUCAGCUCUAAGAGAAUAAGACUUAUUAUUAAGAGGUGAUGGCGAAGAAAGUAUUGAGGUAGAGGAUGAAUUAAUUGACCCAUUCUAAAUUAAUGAAGAUAUCUCCAGUGAAAGUGAUAAUAGCAACUAGGUAUAGAGAGUAAGAGUAUUCAGGAAUCAGUUAUUAGAGGAUAUAAUUGAGGAAAAUGAAGAUUUAACUGAUAAUAAAGAUGACGAAAAUGAAGAUGAUGAAGUCCCAAACUACGAUUCUGAGUGGAGUGAAAUAGGUCAAUUGUUUGUUGACUUAGAGAAUGAUGAAGAUAAAUCUGAAGAGGAUCCUCUUGCAAUUUUAAAGUUAUUCAAUAAGUUCGGCAACAUUGGUCUAGUUGUUUACAAAAGAGUUUAAGAAUAACAAAUCUUAGAAACUUAGCCACUCAAUUAAGUAAUAAGACAAAAUCUCUAAAUGAGACAUGAUGUACCGAAGAUAAAACAAAUGACCAAUAUUAUAUUAUUCUUAGUCAAGUAUCUUAUUCAAACUGCUUAAAACUUAUCCGAAAGGACCAAUUAAGAUACAUCAGGCAAAUAGCAAAGUAGAUAGUAAAUUGUAAGCUUAGAAGCAGAAUAAAAAAUAUAGAUAGUCCAUAAGCUACUUAAGCUUGUACCGUCCAAUAUCUAAAUUUAAAGACUGCUUGAUAGACUGUAGUAGUUUUAUGAAACUCAUUAAAACGAUGAUAAAAUGUAUCAGAGUAAAGAUUAGGUUAUUAUGAAAGACAUGCUUCUGACUAAGGUGAUCCUAGAUUUGAAAAUUAAUAUUUUGACAUUACUUGAAUCUCCAAGGUAUAAGGUCCUUUUAAAAGAAGUUAUGCCAUUAGCAUAGAGAUUUCAUAAGGACUUACCAGUUGAGGCAGUGAAAUUUUUAUCUUAAAAAAAUAAUUACAGUAUUUGGGGUACUUUCAUAAAAUAGAAUAAGACUUUAAGCUUAAAAGAUGUAUCCUUUAUCACAGUCAAAGAAACUAAAGAAGAAUAUUUGAAGCAUUAUAAAUAGUUGAACUAUGAUUUGCUUGAGAAAUCUAAAAAUAUUAGAAAUGACUUGAUUAUUGAGAAUAUUUAUACAAAUGAACAAAAUCAAGCUGUAACCAAUAAGAAAAGAGAUAUUAAGCUAAAGGGAAAAUAGAAGAGAAAAGAAAAAUAUUUGGAAAAGAUUAGAUCUAUUACCCUAUUAUGA
Stylonychia lemnae is the source of this 2628-nucleotide messenger RNA. Lineage: Eukaryota; Ciliophora; Spirotrichea; Sporadotrichida; Oxytrichidae. The record is from the annotation of a GenBank genome assembly.